This is a messenger RNA of Arthroderma uncinatum, 9966 nucleotides long. Its product is annotated as non-ribosomal peptide synthetase. Gene Ontology annotation, cellular component: cytoplasm. The record is from RefSeq and is a predicted model, not a curated record. Gene Ontology annotation, molecular function: catalytic activity; phosphopantetheine binding. Lineage: Eukaryota; Fungi; Ascomycota; Eurotiomycetes; Onygenales; Arthrodermataceae. The transcript has 3 exons. Gene Ontology annotation, biological process: amino acid activation for nonribosomal peptide biosynthetic process; secondary metabolite biosynthetic process. The coding region runs from base 1 to 9966 and encodes 3321 amino acids.
AUGAGAUACCAACUUCACGAAAGUAGUGGCUCGCCAGGAGGCAACACUGGCAUUAGCACCGAGAAAGCAGAAGGCGUAAAAAGAUUUGCCUUCGACAACACUUGGGCCUGGAGCUCGAUCGUGCCAGAGCCCGUGGAGGCAUGUGUCCAUAGUUUAGUCAAGCGGAUUGCCUGGGAGAAACCAGCGGCCCCCGCCAUAUGCUCGUGGGAUGGUGACCUGACAUAUCUCCAGCUAGAUCAGUUGUCCAGCAGGCUGGCCUAUCAACUGAUUGAAGGUGGUGUGAUACCAGGAUCGAGGGUGGUUCUCUGCUUUGAGAAGACAUGCCUCGCGCCCGUGUCCAUGCUGGCCGUGAUGAAAGCAGGGGGUGUCUCUGUACCGCUUGAUAUAGGACAGCCCCAACAACACCUUCGUGCCAUAACAGACCAUAUUGCAGCACCGAUAUUCUUGUCAUCUCCGGCAAACGAACAGCUAGCACGGAACCUCGGAGAAGGCAACGUCAUGGUCGUGGAUCGUGAGUUGCUAUCAAGCAUAAAGAAUGCCCCUGUGUCACCUCACGAGCUACCAGCAGUGAGCCCUUCGGACACGCUCUGUGAGAUUUACAGCGUCGAUAGCAAAACCAGACUGCCUAAAGAGGACGAAAGUCUCAUCAUUACACAUCGAAAUCUGAGCAGCGCAGCCACAUAUCAGCAAACAGCUCUGGGUUUCACCAAUAAUUCCCGAAUCUGCGAUCUCGAGUCAUAUGCAUCGGAUGUCACGUGGUAUAACUUACUCGUCUUGACCUGCGGCGGCUGUCUAUGUAUACCCCCAACGCUUGAGCGCCAGGAGGAUAGGAAUGACCUCAUCUCCGCCCUGCAGUCUAAUUAUGCACUUUUGAGCUCGAAGUCUGCCGCAACUUUGGAUAAUUCUGAGCUGUUUCGCUUGGUUCAGCUCAAAUAUAUCGCAGCUUCAGUUACUCAGUUGGACGUAAAGGCUUUGGACAGGAAGGCGGCCACCUCGGAUGCAUCGGACUCAUCGGAGGGUUCCGUCAGCUCAUGUACGACCCCAGGACCUAGAACAGAAAAUGCCGAAAGUGAGGUCCUGAGAAGAAGCCCCGACGACGGAGAAGUCGUUAUCCACGACCUUCAACUUAUUGACGACGAUGACUGGGAAAUAUCCAACGAUAACAUCAUCAACGACCAUGUACAAGACGAAGAAAACGCAGCAUUCGUCCUUGAUUUACACAAGAAGCAGCCCACGGUCCAUUGCGAGGAAGUGAGGUUGAGUGAUUCGUCUACCGGAUCCCCUAUUAGUUCCAACGGAUCCGUCGUUACCUACGAAGACAUCAUCAGCCCUAUCGACCAUGAGCCUUCUGUGUCCGCAAUUCAACCCUUUUCCCUCUUGAAUUCGUCAGUCGACAAGGGAGAGGCACAGGCAUAUGCAGCUCGCCUAUGCCAUGUCAAGGAGUCUCAGGUUCUGGAUAUUAUGCCAUGUACGCCAUUGCAAGAGGGUUUGCUGGCCAUGACGGCCAAGAGGCCAGGAGAUUACGUGGCCAAAAACGUUUUCGAGAUUGCGGAUGGCAUCGACACGGGGCGGCUGCGCCGUGCCUGGGACCACGUCGUGUUGAUGAACCCGAUCCUCCGGACACGAAUCGUGAGUCUCCCUCACCACGGCAUCAUGCAGGUCGUGCUAGACGAAGCAGUGCAAUGGACAUUAGGCAAAUCCCUUCACAGAGAGCAGCCCACAGAUGCUGACAGCGGGGAUAAUGCCAUGGGAUUGGGUACGCCUCUCACGAGAUUCGCCGUCUUCGAAACUGACAUUGGUGGCCCUUGCCAUUUCGUGUGGGACAUACACCACGCUCUGUAUGACGGGUGGAGCAUACCGCUCCUGUUAUCCCAGGCCGAACAUGCCUACUUCAACGAGUUCUGCCCGCCCUUGGAGCCCAUGGCGGCCUUUAUAAAAUAUAUCCUUGAGCGAGAUGUGGGCGCCGAAAAGGUGUUCUGGCAAGACCAGUUUGUUAACACCAAAGGCUCUCAUUUCCCGUCAGUAAAGGCAGGCUACCAUCCUAAGCCACAGUCUCAGGUUAUGCGGACGAUCUCGAACCUUGACUGGAGUCGAGGUGAUUUCACACCGAGUACCGUUAUCAGAGCUGCCUGGUCAAUUGCUAUGGCAAAUGGCGCCGGUUCCAAUGAGGCACUCUUCGGAGCGGUAGUCACGGGACGCCAGGCUCCGAUCGCUAAUAUCGAGUUGAUGGCGGGCCCAACAAUCGCCACACUGCCCAUCCGGGUUGAGGUAGACUGGGAUGCAUCCUUUAGACAACUCCUCGAUGCUGUCCAGCGCCAGAGUGCGGAGAUGAUUCCAUUCGAGCAGACUGGCCUGCAGCGGAUUUCCCGGGUAAGUGAACAGGCCGCCCUUGGUUGUCAGUUCCAGACUCUGCUGGUGGUCCAGCCUGGCGGUGGAGGCAGUGACGAGUGCUGCAGGUCGUUUUUGACCGAGCCCGCCAGCCCUCAAGCCGGAGGGGAACAGUGGCAAGGCUCCGGCACACACGCUAUCGUGGCCGAGUGCCACCUAGAAUCGGAUGGCGUCCACCUUCGGAUUGGUUUCGACUCCAGUCUCAUCGGGCAGCAAAAGAUGGAGCGGAUUAUCCGCGACUUCGAGUCCGCGAUCAAGCAGCUAUCCAGCAGUAGUCUGAGACAGGAGAAGCUCGCCAUCCUAGCCCAGGACUACUCUGGCCUGGAAGAUGUCUGGGCUUGGAACGAGACCGUGCCUGAGGCGACGGAGGCGUGCAUCCACGAUCUGAUCGCCCAGCGAGUCCGGGAAAGCCCACAGGCCCAGGCCAUCUGUUCAUGGGACGGCGAUAUGACCUACCAGGAGCUGGACCAUCUGUCCACAAGCCUGGCCCAUCAGUUCGCCGCCAGGGGAAUCGCCGGGACCGUCGUGCCUCUGCUCUUCGAGAAAUCCAAGUUCAUGCCGGUCGCCGUGCUCGCCGUGAUGAAGGCCGGCGGAGGCUGCCUGCCGAUGGAUAUUAAACAACCAUACGAGCGUCUCUCAGCAAUAGCAACACAGGCCGACUCCUCCAUCAUCCUCUCGUCGGUGCAGUGCGAGGCUGUUGCCCGCAGACUCGCCGCAGAGUCGAAGGACGUCGUCGUCGUCGGCCCGGAUCAACCUAUCCCCGACGUCGCCUGCCAAGCCUCCGCCCUGCCCAACGUCAGUCCAUCCGACAUCCUCUACGUCGUCUUCACGUCCGGCAGCACUGGCACGCCAAAGGGCGUCAUCAACACCCACCGCGGCCUGUGUAGCGCGAUCACCUAUCAGCAAAAGGAAUUGGGCUUCUCCAGUGCCACCAGAGUCUUCGACUUCGCCUCCUACGCCUUUGACGCGGCCUGGUGCAAUCUACUCCAUGCCCUCACGGCCGGAGGAACCCUUUGCAUCCCGUCGCAGGAUGAGCGCGAGAAUGAUCUAGCAGGCUGUCUGGAGAAGUACAACGUCACAAGCGUCGACUUCACACCUUCGGUUGCUCGCUUUCUGGGGCCGACUGUGCUCUCGCGACUCUCCACCCUCAUCUUGGGGGGUGAGGCCGUCCUUCCUGGUGACGCUUACCUAGCGGGUGAUAAUACACAUAUCAUCAAUGUGUAUGGUCCCGCCGAGUGCACCCCAACUGCUACCUUUGCUGAGAUCACUGCCGGAAACAACAUAGAAAUUGGCCGUGGAGCAGGCGUUUGUACAUGGGUUGUCGAUCCUGAUGAUCCGGGGUCCCUGUCGCCGGUUGGAACCAUUGGCGAGCUGUGGCUCGAGGGACCUCUGGUCGGCGGGGGAUAUCUCAACGAUCCAGAGAAGACGGCCGCGGCUUUCGUAAACGAUCCACCAUGGCUGCUCCGCGGCGUUCCCGCGCGACAUGGUCGGCCUGGUCAGCCUGGUCGCUCAGGGCGGCUUUAUCGUACCGGUGACCUUGUACAAUAUAAGGAAGACGGGUCCCUCACUUUUGUCAGCCGUAAAGAUACCCAGGUAAAGAUCAGAGGGCAGCGCGUCGAGCUCGGAGAUGUCGAACAACAUGUCCUUGAUACCCUAACCCUUGAUUUCCAAGUCCAGAAUGUCACUGUGAAUAGCGCCCAGGUUACGGCCGAAACCAUCAACCCAGAUGGUUCCAAUAGCGCUGUUCUCGUCGCAUUUGUUACCCUCACAUGCGAUGGAGAGACGGGAAUCACAGAGGAUGCACAUAACACUGCAGUCAAGAAGGCAACGGAUGGGUUGGCCGAUCGGCUGGCAGAGAAAGUGCCGGUUUAUAUGAUACCAACAUCAUAUAUCCCGAUGUACAGCCUGCCGAUGACGCCCACAGGUAAAACGGACCGACGGAAACUCCGCUCCACCGGUGAAUAUCUCUGGCUAAAGUACCGCAACGCUGCUGACGAGGACGAGCCAGCAGAGUCGCUAAGUGAUAUGGAAACUAUCCUCCAACAGGUAUGGAUGUCUGUCCUCAACCUAUCGGCCCGAGAAACCUCUGUCAAUAAGCCGUUCACGCGGCUAGGUGGUGACUCCAUCACGGCCAUGCAGGUAGUUUCCCAAUGCCGACUCCAUAAUAUCGGCGUCACAGUUAGCCAGAUUCUUCAGGCUUCAACUAUUAGAAGACUGGCAGCCGCUUGCCAGGUUCAUUUACCUGGCAACGCAGAAAACGACAACCAGGAGGGCGAAGAAACGGAAGGCCCAUUUGAACUUGCACCAAUUCAGCAAAUGUUCUUUGAUUCCUACCCUGAUGGCCUCGACCAUUACAACCAGACUUUCGUACUAGAGUUAGGCAAGCCAGUUUUGCCCGCCACCUUCGAGGCUGCCGUACAAGCGCUCGUCAAACGCCAUGCAGCCCUACGGACGCGCUUCAGCAGAGACCCCGAAAGUGGUCACUGGAUGCAAACUUUAUCAGGCGAAGAUGACCCACUGUCGUUUACUUACGCUGAGCAUUCAGUUGCCAAUCACAGUGGUGUUGCCAAAGCAGGGCAAUGGCGACAGUUAAACUUGGAUAUCCAAAAAGGACCACUCUUUGCUUGUGAUCUUUUUAACGUUGUUGAUUACCCUCAAGUUGUCGUGCUCUCCGCCCAUCACCUAGUUGUCGACUUAGUGUCGUGGCGUAUAAUUUGGGGUGACCUCGAGGACUUUAUUGAGCAUGGAGUUCUGCUCUCCCAGCCAACGACAUCCUUCCAAACGUGGUGUAAGCGACAGGCGAAGAUUGGCCGCAAUUUGUCACCCUUAUCAGUGCUCCCAUACUCUAUGCCUGAGUCGGGAUGGGAUUUUUGGGGCUUGCCGCUAUCAGAGAAUACAUUCAACGACCUUGUGGUCUUUACCGAGACGUUCGAUGAAGCCAUCAGCAUCCCACUCUUUGGUGAGAGCAAUGGAAGUCUUCAAACCGAACCAGUUGAUAUUAUUCUAGGCGCAGUCGCGCACUCCUUCCUCCAAACCUUCUCAGAGCGCACUGUGCCAGUUAUUUGGAGUGAGGGGCAUGGAAGGGACCAAUCUGACGACCUGCCAUUAGAUGUGUCAGGGACGGUGGGGUGGUUUACGACGAUAAAACCUCUCCCAGUUGAUAUCACACUCGGAAGCUCCGUUGUCGACGCAAUUAAAAUGGCCAAAGACAGGAGAAGCGGCAUUCCGGGCAAGGGCCUACCGUAUUUUGCAUGCCGAUAUCACAGUGAGUCAGGUCGAGAAGCAUUCAAAGACCACCACGCUGUUGAGGUUAUGUUCAACUUCACCGGAAGAUACCAACAGCUUGAAGCUGAAGAAGGCUUAUUCAAGCGUCCUUCGUAUUUGGGCGAAGCAGACGGCCAAAUCCAGGAAGUCCCUGAAUUGGCACGCCGAUUCACCUUGAUCGAAGUCGACGCCCACGUAGAGGGGGACCGCCUCGUCGUUUCGUUCAGUGUUCACAAGAACAUGAAGCAUCAGGAUAGGCUUGGCCAGUGGGCUAAGAAUUUUAGUAGCACACUGGAAUCAGUCACCAGGGAUUUGCAACACUCUCCCCGAGAAUUUACCCUAUGUGACCUGCCAGCUCUCCCCCUUACGUACUCCGGCUUAGACGUGUUGUUGAGGGAACAACUGCCUAGCAUGGGAAUCAGGGCUGAGGAUGUCGCUGAUAUAUACCCCUGCUCCCCACUUCAAGAGGGCAUCUUACUGAGCGUUGAGAAGGAAACAGCCUCUUAUGACGCAUUCUCUAUCUGGCGUUGUGUACCACAUGAUGGUAAUGGCGUCUCUACUUCUCGGUUAGAAGCAGCUUGGAGGACGGUCGUCAGUCGUCACACGAUUCUUCAAUCAGUCUUCUGUCUGCAUCCGGAGGGCAACGGUUACAUACAGAUUGUCGUCCCUUUGUCAACUCUCCGUGUGGCACACAUUACAACUGAGGACGAUAACCCAAGCUCUGUACUUACCCGUCUAGGAAGACCUACAUACGCCGCCAAUGAGCCUGAGCAUGCUUUCACCAUCUGUUCGUCUGCAAGUGGCGAGGUUGCCUGUCGUCUUGAUUCCAACCACACACUCAUUGACGGAUGGAGCAUAAAUGUCCUGCUUCAAGACAUUAUUACGCUGUACACCGGUUCUAACCUGCCACCUGCUCCGCCAUUCGGCAGUAUCAUUCGCUAUAUCAGUAGCAUACCGAAGGCUCAGAGGAUUGCUUCCUGGACUAAACUUCUAGGGGGUGUACAAUCUAGCGAAUUCCCCACAGCUUCAGUGAAUCCACUACAGGUGGUGGAAGAAACUCAUGGCGAUAUUCAAAUUGCUGCCGCAUUGAUACCUGGUGUAUUGGAUAUCUGCAAGAAGCUAGGAAUUACUCGAUCGGUUUUCCUCCAAGUAGCCUGGGCAAUGCUUCUCUCCCAUUUCACUGGUCAAUCUGAUGUAUGUUUUGGAUAUCUCUCCUCCUGUAGAGAUUCACCUGUGGAUGGAGUCGAAUCUAUGGUUGGUCCACUAGCCAAUUUGCUCAUCAGUCGCAUCGACCUCCGACCUUCGGCUAAAGACGUGCUUGAGAAGGUGUCUGAGACCUCGAUCCGCCACUUGGAAAUCCAGCAUACAUCUUUGGCAGAUAUACAACAUCAUGUCGGCCUGUCAGGGAGACGACUGUUUAACACGGCCCUCUCGAUUCGUGGAGGCGACAAGCUUAAGGGUGAGGAGGACUCAAGCCUGUCAUUCGAGCCAUGUACUGGCGAGGAUCCAAAUGAGUAUGAUUUGAAUCUUAGCGCAAAUGUUGAUGGAGACUGCAUUGAUGUAGUGAUUUCUUACAGGCCGCCAUACGUCAGCCACAAGGUAGCUCAAGAAGCCGCCGGGGUUUUUACGAAGGCCGUAAAUUACCUCGUGGCUGUCAACACUGAAGAUAUCGAUGAGGAGUCACUUUGCGGCGAUUUCUUCAAACGCAUUGUUGGUGCAGAUGAAAAAUCCACUGAAGACUUCUGGCGAACCCACUUAUCCGACACCCAAGGUGCCCAUUUCCCUGCUAUAAAUGAUGUCACUUACCAGGGCCGACCCGACCGAGAGACGACACUGGAGAUAAAACAUCUCGAAUGGACGAACGCCGGCGGCUACACAGCGGCCACCCUAGUCAAAGCUGCUUGGUCGAUUGUCUCGGCUAAGAGCCUUCGUUCCGACGAGGCUCUAUUUGGAGAGUCGGUCGCUGAUGGUACUGCAGUCCUACCAGUCCGAGUCCCACUGAAUUGGGAUGCGACUGUUGAUCAACUACUGCAAGAGCUGCAGCACCAAGCAAAAGAGAUGAGCGUAUUCUCACGAACACCACUCCAGCGAAUCCGAUCAAUAAGUGAAAAUACCAACCUUGGUUGCUGUUUCCGUACAGUCAUCCAUGUUGUUGACCACUUAGAAAAUGUGCUCAUGGAGGACCAGUCUAGUUCCACGACGAAAGCGGGCGAAGCAGGUCAAUACAUCGAGACGCAUGCCAUGGCCACCCAAUUCCAAGUACGGCCUGACAGCAUGAACAUGCACAUUGGGUUCGACUCAGGUGUUGUGGGGGAAUUGCAAGCUACACGCAUCGGCCAUCAGUUUGAACAUGUACUUCACCAACUGCUCAAUCCAAAGGGACGCGGACAGAAGCUCAGUGAUGUUACCGUGACAAGUCCUCAGGAUAUCAACGAUAUCUGGACGUGGAACGGUGCAGUUCCAGAAGCUGUUAAGGGAUGUGUGCAUGAAUUGAUUAUCCAACAAGCCCUUGAAUCGCCCCUUGCCCCAGCCAUAAAUGCCUGGGAUGGUGAGUUGACAUAUCAACAACUGCAUGACUUGUCAUCUCGUCUUGCAUAUAAGUUGAUACAGAGAGGUGUUGGGCGAGGAACAAUCGUGCCACUCUUUUUUGAGAAGUCGAUGUGGACACCAGUCGCGGCGCUUGCCGUAAUGAAAACUGGCGCUGCAUUGGUUCUCACAGACACCACAUCGCAGCCUGAACAGAGGCUUCAGACAAUUACAGCACAGGUCAAGGCCAAAGUUUGCCUGUCAUCUGCGGCAAAUGAAACUUUAGCGCUUCGCCUUGGCGUCGAUGAAGUUCUCGUCGUAGGACCAGAUCAUCUUCCAGGCUCGGCCUCUACAGAGCAACAUCAAUUGGAGGACGAUCCUACAUUGCCAGAUGUUGACCCUACCGAUCUUUUGUAUAUCAUGUUCACUUCAGGGACCACCGGAACACCAAAAGGUGUGAUGUUAAGCCACCAAAACCUGUGCAGCGCGAUAGCGUAUCAGCGAGCCAUGCUAGGCUAUACCCAGAGCUCUCGGGUUCUUGACUUCUGCUCCUAUGCUUUUGAUGUGGCGUGGUCUAACCUACUAAACACUUUAACAGUUGGAGCGUGUCUCUGUAUUGCAUCCGCAUCAGAGCGCCAAAACGACCUUUCUGGAUGCCUAGAAAAGUACAAAGUUACCCUUGCCGACCUAACACCUUCCAUUGCACGCCACUUAACGGGACUUGAAAGGUUGUCUACGCUUGUAUUGGGAGGGGAAGUCGUCCUGCCGACUGACGCGAAGUUGGCUGGCAGCCAAACACGCGUCAAGAAUGCCUAUGGCCCAGCAGAAUGUACUACCUCUUCAACAAUACUGGAUCUUUCCGAUGACCCUAACGGUGGCCUUGGCCGAGGGGUUGGGCUAUGCACAUGGAUUGUCGAGCCAGAUAACCCUGAGCGUCUGGCACCAAUUCACUCCCCAGGCGAACUCUGGCUAGAGGGCCCUCUGGUUGGUGAUGGCUAUCUCGACGAUCCUAUCAAGUCAGCGGCAGCCUUUGUCCAAGAUCCAGCAUGGUUGGUACGUGGCGCUCCCAGCGGGCAGCCUGGACGGCAUGGUCGAGUUUACCGCACAGGAGACCUGGUUCGAUAUAGAGAGGAUGGGUCACUUAUAUAUAUGGGCCGCAAAGACACGCAGGUAAAGGUUCGUGGCCAGCGUGUUGAGCUAGGUGAGGUUGAGCAUUGGGUCACGAACGCAAUCCAGACACCAAGCGAGAGUUCUGCGAAUGUACAGGUCGUUGCUGAGACUAUCAAGCCAAAGGGAGCCGACAGUGCAAUUUUGGCUGCUUUCGUGUCUCUCGAUGCCGCUGGUGAAGCUCACGACGCCCUAGUGAAACAAGCAGUACUCGGAGUGAAUGACCAGCUAGCGGCGGAACUACCCCCCUAUCUAAUUCCUACGAUUUAUAUCCCUCUAGAGACGAUCCCCAGGAUGGCCACGGGCAAGGUCGAUCGUUCACGACUCCGCGCCAUUGGAAAUUCACUGUCCGCAGAUGAGCUGGCUCAACUGAGUCGGUCAGAAAGCGAGCGGUUGCCACCACAAACAGACGCGGAGCGGCUCAUCCAAGUCCUUUGGGCUGAGAUUCUCAAAGUAGACCCAGAAACGAUCAGUAUCGAUGACAGCUUCUUCCGCAUUGGCGGUGAUUCUAUAGGGGCUAUGCGACUUGUCGGGAUGGCGCGUCAGAGAGGUAUCACCCUCACAGUCCGAGAUAUAUUCCGAAGCCCAGUUCUUCGUGACCUCGCAGCUCUUGAGGCUUGA